Messenger RNA from Drosophila bipectinata, 1003 nucleotides. Its product is annotated as dnaJ homolog subfamily C member 8. Lineage: Eukaryota; Metazoa; Arthropoda; Insecta; Diptera; Drosophilidae. The record is from RefSeq and is a predicted model, not a curated record. Gene Ontology annotation, cellular component: nucleus.
CCUACUGCAGGUCACUUCACAACACUUACUUGGCAUCUCCAUCAAAGGCAAAUCUUUAAGAAAAACAAAAAAAUAGCGAAAUUUACAUACAAGACGAGAGUAUGUCCUCUUCAUCGGCGAAAGACCAGCCCGGCACAUCCCGAGACACCUUCGAGGAUUUUUACACAGAAGUGAAAGAAAUUGAAAAACGUGACUCAGUUUUAACUCCUUCUCAACAAAUUGAUCGUUUACUUCGUCCAGGUUCUACGUACUUCAAUCUCAAUCCGUUCGAAGUGCUCCAAAUCGAGCCCGAGGCCGAGGUAGCUGACAUUAAAAAGCGCUACCGCACCUUGUCUAUUUUGGUUCACCCGGAUAAGAAUCAUGACAACCAGGAACGCGCCCAGAUGGCAUUUGACAUUGUGGCUCGUGCCUGGAAAAUCCUCGAAAACGAACUGACGCGGAAAAAGUGCCUGGACGUGUACGAAGAGGCAAAGGGACGCACUGAUCACAUGAUAGCGGAGAAGCGCAAAAAGCUUAAGAAAGAAGGCCGGCCAACAGAACCAAUUCCAGAGGAUGAUCCCGCCAAGUAUAAACACGCCAUUUACGUUAUGGUUAUGAAGCUAUUCGCCGACAUGGAACGUCGGCGUCAGAAGCUUGACCAGCGCGACCAAGAAGAGCGUAAGCGGAAACGUGAAACGGAGAUCGAAGAGGAGGAGCGUGUGAAGGCGGACCGGGAAUGGCAGCAAAACUUUGAGGAGUCGCGCCAAAGCCGUGUAAACAGUUGGCAUGAUUUCCAGUCGGGAGCUGGGUCGAAAAAGUCGAAAAAAACCAAGAAACAAAAACAUAUGACUGGUAUGAUGGUGCCGCCCAAAUUCAAGCCAGAGUCUCGAUGAAGUUGCUCUUCUGCGUGGCGCAACACCUCCCCGACUUCCGCCUGCCCGCGCCUCGCGUUAAUCAUACAUUUUAUACAUUUUUUAUAAGUUCAAAAAUUGACAAAAGCAUAAAUUUUAAUUGUAAGAAAUUA